CGCGUGCGUGCUGAGGUGCGCGGGAAGGCGCGGCCCGGCCCCGCCAUGGCGGACGAGCUGUACCUGGAGAACAUCGACGAGUUCGUCACCGACCAGAACCGCGUCGUGACAUAUAAAUGGCUGAGCUACACUCUGGGAGUCCAUGUCAAUCAGGCUAAACAGAUGCUGUAUGAUUAUGUGGAGAGGAAACGGAAGGAGAACUCAGGAGCUCAGCUUCAUGUCACCUACUUAGUAGCAGGAAACCUCCUUCAGAAUGGACACAUGUGCCACAAGGUUGCAGUAGUGAGGGAGGAUAAACUGGAAGCAAUGAAGUCUAAGCUGUCCACAAUUGCGAGUGUGCAUGUGUACAGCAUUCAGAAGGCCUUGCUCAAGGACAGCUCCCCACUCUACAACACUGACUAUGACAUUGUCAAAACAAACCUCCACAACUGCAGCAAGUUCAGUGCCAUCCACUGUGACGCCGCAGUCCCCAGGAUGCCGCCUGACAUUCCCAGAGCACAGACGUCCCUGCAGGGCAGUUCCCAGAGGGAAAAUGACACUGGUGCUCCCAGCGCUCCUGCAGUCAAUGGCCACGGGCCGCCGGCUGCCAAACACCCCUCGCAGCAGCACAAAGGGAUCAUGGGAAUGUUUGCAGCCAAAGCCGCUUCCAAACCCCAGGACACAAAUAAGGAGACCAAAGCAGAGGCCUCAGGUGUCUCCACAGCUAGCAGCAAACCACCAACAAAAAACAACAUCAUCAACAACUUCUUUGGGAAAGCUGCUAUGAAUAAACUCAAAGUCAACCCUGUGCCUGAGCAGCCAAAGGAGGAGAAAGAAGUAGUCAAGCCUUCAGUUGCUGUAGCAGAACCAGAGUCAUCCCCUAAUCCUGUAGUAGAGAAACCUGGGAAGAGAACAGAGUCUGCUAGAAUUCAACAAAAGGACAGAAAAAGUAAAACGAAGCAUGUGGACAGGUCAGAUAACGAGGAGGAAAGAGAUCCCGAGAACGCAAAGAGAAAGAGGAAGCGAAUCAAACAACUUCAGUCUGACAGCAGUGAUGAGGAAGCAGAUAUCCCACCACCUCCCACACCUGAGGAAGAGAAAGCUCCAUCUCCACCACCUGUAACUGCUCUGAAAACUGAACUGGAGCCUGCAACCAUGGAGGUGUCAGCUGGAGGGAGGAAGAGGAAGCGGAAGCGUGUGCUGAAAUCCAAGAUGUUUAUUGAUGAAGAAGAAGGCUGCAUGGUGACUGAGAAGGUAUAUGAGAGUGAAUCCUGCACAGACAGCGAGGAGGAGUUCCCCAAGCCCAAGCCACCAGCUGCACACAAACAGCCUGUGCUGCCCAUGAAGAAAGAACCGAAGGAAGAAAGGAAGAGCCUGAAGAAAGGAGCAGCUCCUGCCAACAGAGCCAACAAACAGGUCUCCAUCAUGGGCUUUUUCCACAAGAAAUGAACUGGAUCUUUCUCCUGGUCCUCUUGGCAGCUUGGGAGUGUAGCUCCCUGGUUUUGUGCGUCUCUCUGCAAGCAGCUGCUGCUGCUGGGGGAGGAGGACAAUGUGCAACCCUGGGUUACAUAAGGGAUCCUGCUUACUGUGUAAGGAAGCCCUCUGGACUAGAUUUUGUAUUAGAGAAAAGUUUUUUUAUUUGUUACUGCAAUAACUUCAAUCAUCUUCACUAAGCAGUGUGGGAACUACCAGCCAGAAGCAACAUCUAGAGGAACUCUUGGAAGACUGUUAAUCUGUUCACAUGAAAUUAUAUUUUUUUAUCUGGCCUUUCACCUGUUUGUUGCUAAGUUAGGAGAUGAGAUGUGGCAUUUUUCUCCUCUCUUUUUACGCCCUCAGCUCUCCAGAUUGUUCUGAACAUUCACGUUGGGUAAAAGCCAUAACGUAGCAGGUCUUCAGACACAGGCACAAAUAUUGAACAUCUGCUUCAGCUUUAACUGAAUGAAAUGAAUUUAAUUUCUCCCCUAAGACUGGUAAAUAGUUUUUGCCCUGCCUUUCAUAACCUUUUUUUUGGACAAAAAAAGUGCGUAUAAAACCCUCUUACUCUUUUCUUCCUUGAAUGUAUCCCCUGUAAGCUGCUCAGAUGCCUAAUUAUAGACCAGGACACUGUUGGUGCUCUGGCUUGACAAAAACAGCUUUGAGACUUCCCACCCAAUUGGCUGCAGAGGAAUUGGAGGAAGGCUUUGCUGUUGUUGGGAAAGCAACUGGAUCUUUAACCUUGAAGGCUGAUGAGUGAGAGGGGAGAGUGAUUAGAGGGCACUGCUGGUAACACCAGACAGGCACCUGCUGCAUUUUGGGGUUGGUAGGUUUUGGGUUGCCUGAAGUGGUUUUUACAGGCAUAACCCAGACAAGAGAAGAGUUUUCUGGGACACCUCAUCAUCUACCUGCUGAAGGCAGUGUGUCACAGCACAUAGUCCUGAGGAACCUGGCUAAUGGAGAGGAGUAAAUCACCAUGGACCUGUAAAUCAGAAAGGAGCUGUUGUUUUGGGUGCCUCCUGCUUUUCUGGUGCUUCAGUUGAUAGACAGAUGUAAAAAACCAGAUUUUCCCAAGGGAUUGAUGCUGAGCAUUUCUGAAGCUUGGGCCAGUGAGUGCUCCCAAACCAAUGUCCAACCAGUGUUUGUUUGAGUGGUGUGAGCCUGACAUAUGUAUGGAUAUGGAUGUACACGCUGGUUUGUAAAGGGUUUGUGGUUGGCAGAGAGAUAUAAUCUAGAGACUGUGACGAUGAAACAAAUGCCACCCAGCUAAAAAUGUCCUGACCUGUGGCCAGUAAAAGGGCCAGCUGAGUGUGUUUACAGUCAUUCUGACCUGGAGAUUGGGUUGGGGACUGGGGAAAUCCCAGCACACACCAGUUGUGACCAGUUGGCUGGAUUGAAGUGAUGUCGCCCAAGGCAGUUUGUACCCCCAAGAGGCUUGAGAGGAUCCCCUGCAAACCAGUGGCAUCGCUGGGUUUGUGCCCCUGAGGUGUCCCAGGGAAAGAAAAAACAAAAAGUUAACUAUUAGAAGAAAAACCCACCCUGCUGUAGUGUUUUUGUUUAUCUUGAUAGAGUAGAGGGUGUAUUUUCAAAGGUAACAAUAAGUCAAAAAUCCCAUUAAACAGAGGUAUUUUUUUCUAUUGUCUGUAUUCAUUAAAUGAUUUGUCACAUCCUGGAUUCCAAGGGUCAGCAUGGUAUUUGACUGCAUGGAAAUCAAAGAUGUUUCCCUGGUGAAGUGUAUAAAGAGUUCUUCCAUCAAAACUGGGAGCUUUGAACUGAGCAUUGUAGGGCAUCUGAAACCUCAAAAUAGCAGGAUUUGUAUUGCAUUUGGACCCCUAGAGUCCUAUUCCCGUGGCAGAUGUUGACAGGACAUGGUGUCCCAGUGCUCUUGGUCCUCAUCUCUGCCGUGGUCUCCCUGGAGCUCCCUGCUCCACCCCUAUAUUCCCUCUAUAACCAGAUCAACGUCACACGCCACUUCCUCAGGAAAAUGACUUAAUGUCUGAAGGAGCAGGACCUGGGCAAACUUCAGACUUCUAAAAAUUAUGAUCUAAUACUCCCCACUCCCACACUCUGUGGUCUGCCAGCCCCAGGGGGGCCUCAGGUCCCUGGAUGCCCCCUCAGCCGAGGCUGAAAGUGUCCCCAGACACUGCCUGGGAGCAAGAAGUUGGAACUGGUUAGAGGGAGAAGGCUCCUUUGUGGGUGGAUGUCAUCCAUUUGUCACCUGGGGGCUGGCAGGGGGUUAAAUGUCCAGGAGUCAGGCUCUGGCUCUUGGAGCAGGGAGCACAUCUCCUACCUCGGGACGUGGUAUUGGAGGGGCUCAGGGUCCAAAACCUCCUGGAGAUGCAGAGGUCUUUAUAUUUGUGUAUGUGUGAUUUAUAGCUGGAGAUCCAUGUCCAAGGGGCAUCUCCUCUCCUCUUCCCCCUGGAUCUCCCUUCCCACCACAUUUACACCCCUGGAAGAGCCUCAGAAGAGGCAGUGGGAGAGGGUAUUUGUUCAUGUAUUAAAUAA
This is a messenger RNA of Manacus vitellinus (golden-collared manakin), 3957 nucleotides long. RefSeq names its product DNA polymerase delta 3, accessory subunit (gene POLD3). Gene Ontology annotation, molecular function: DNA-directed DNA polymerase activity. The record is from RefSeq and is a predicted model, not a curated record. Gene Ontology annotation, cellular component: delta DNA polymerase complex; nucleus. The transcript is spliced from 12 exons. Gene Ontology annotation, biological process: DNA strand elongation involved in DNA replication; DNA replication; nucleotide-excision repair, DNA gap filling. NCBI's taxonomy places the organism in Eukaryota, Metazoa, Chordata, Aves, Passeriformes, Pipridae. The coding region runs from base 46 to 1428 and encodes 460 amino acids.